GCUCCAAAGCACUUGAAGUGAACAACACGCUGGGAGCUCUUGCCGGGCAGAUAACGCGGUGCAAUCAGCCAGAAGAUCGCGCAGCACUAUUCAAGGCUGUGCUGCCGGCGAGAACGUUUCUCUCCAGCCUCCGUGACAGCUUGCAGCGCGUGCACUGCCCUGUGCAGCAGCGCUACUUGGAUGAUCACCAAGUCCCUCCUACUACAUAGCGUGCGCCUGCGCGGCAGCCGCACGCACUCCACGACGACCAUGAGCGCGUCGCCGCUCUGGACGUCGGCGAAGGUCUUUGCUGGAUGCAACGGGUUAGGGUUGGGCAUCUCGCUGGCCAAGGACACGCACACGCACCUGGACUUGAUCGGGACGGGCGCCUUCGCCGUGGCCGCGUACGCUACAAAAGGCCCCACCGCCUCUUCGAGAACAUCAGCACUCAUGGUCGGUGCGUGGGCCACGCGAUUGGCGUCCUUCCUCUUCUACCGCGCGCUGGGCCAUCGCGAUGGGCGCCUCGAGGGCACGACGAAGACGCUACAAGGGUGUGUGGGCUUCUGGUUCGUGUCGUUCGUGUGGGGUUGGCUCACUUUACUGCCACACGCGCUCGGCGCCUCCGCACCGAAAGUCGAGAACAAGGUAUUGAGAAGGUCGGGCCUGGCCUUGUUUGCGCUAGGUUUGGCGACAGAAGUCAUGGCCGACUUCCAGAAGUUCUUUUUCAAGAGAAACCACAAGGGCUUUUGCGACGUGGGCCUGUGGUCGGUGUCGCAGCACCCGAACUGGUUCGGCAAUCUUUGUUUGUGGAGCGGCAUCACGCUGUACAACGCGCCGGGGCUCUCGCCCGUGAAACUGGCGCUCGCGGCGGCGUCGCCGGUCUUCCUGGGAGCGUUGUUCGGUGCCCAGGCCUCGGGGUCCCUGACGCCGGCCGUGGAGCUGUCGCAGGCGCGCUACGGCUCGGACCCGCGCUUCGCCGCGUAUUUGGAGAACACGCCUUUAUUCAUGCCGCGCGUCGACAAGUGGCUCGCGGCGCUGGCGUCGGGGCUCGUCGGGAAGGGGUGGGGGCCGGAGUUGUAAGAGUUCUCCUCUC
Messenger RNA from Pelagomonas calceolata, 1072 nucleotides. The record is from the annotation of a GenBank genome assembly. Lineage: Eukaryota; Pelagophyceae; Pelagomonadales; Pelagomonadaceae.